Nymphaea colorata (pocket water lily) is the source of this 1347-nucleotide messenger RNA. RefSeq names its product ethylene-responsive transcription factor ERF027-like. The coding region runs from base 555 to 1211 and encodes 218 amino acids. The transcript has a single exon. The record is from RefSeq and is a predicted model, not a curated record. Gene Ontology annotation, biological process: regulation of DNA-templated transcription. Gene Ontology annotation, molecular function: DNA-binding transcription factor activity; DNA binding. Lineage: Eukaryota; Viridiplantae; Streptophyta; Magnoliopsida; Nymphaeales; Nymphaeaceae.
CAGAGGACUGUUAUGUAGGUACGUUUCUUUUUUAGAUCAGGCCGCCGGCGACGUCCUUUUUCGGUGAAAAAAAAUGCGAAAAACGGCACUACGCACGACGGCAUGAAAAUCUAGACGUAUGUUUCGUUGCCGGCCGGAAGUUUCAUCAAUAUAACACCAACUGAGAACUUUUCCGAAACUGGGAUUUUUAGUCUCCUUGGAAGCAUAUCUCAGGCGAUCACAGAAUAGAGAGAAAGAGAGGUUUUGACUGUUGAUUGCCUUCUCACAGGCGAUCACAGAAAAGAGGGAGACGGAGAGCGAGAGGGAAAGCCGUCGUUUCAGCGUCCAUCAAUCACCGGGAAGGGGCCAGACUCCUUGCACAUCAUCUGUUUUCUUACUGCACAUAGCACCAUUGCCAAGCCUCAUUCCUCUCUCAGUCUUUCUUUCCCACUGCCAUCAUCGCCAUCACAUAAACGCCACCACCGUCACCGGGGAAGACUCAGACCUCAUCCAGUCAUCCUUCUUACUGCCACCAUUGCCGCCAUCAGCACCACCACUACCACCAAUAGCAUUGCAUGGACGACCACAUGCCUCCCAUGCUCACCUGCCAACCCGUCUCCCGCUCUAGAGCUGCCCGGCGGAGGGAGAGCUCGCCGCCGCCUUCGCCUAAGAAGCAUCCGGUGUAUCGCGGAAUCCGGUCGCGUGGGAGCAAGUGGGUGUCGGAGAUCCGAGAGCCUGGGAAGAUGAAGAGAAUUUGGCUGGGGACGUUCCCGACGCCGGAGAUGGCGGCUGCGGCGUAUGACGUCGCGGCCCUCGCGCUCAAAGGAAGAGAUGCGGUGCUUAACUUCAAGGACGUAGCCGACACGUUCCCGGUGCCGCCGUCCACCUCGUGGGAGGAUAUCCAGGCGGCAGCCAUCGAGGCUGCGAACAGGUUCCGGAAGCCACCAGGCAUUGAUGGUUCGGCUAGUUCUCAGCUGAUCUCAGCGCCUGCGGCCGGGCCAUCGACGGAUAUGGAGUCGGCUGGAGCAUUGCAGCUGCUGGAGGACGGAGGCUCGUUACCGGAACCGCCGCAGGGAGAUCAGUUCGUCGACGAGGAGGUGCUGUUCAACAUGCCUAAUCUGCUCGUGGACAUGGCCGAGGGGAUGCUGCUGACUCCACCGAGAAUGGACGCGUCGUCGCUGGAAAACUCGCCAGAAAAUUCUGAAGAUGAAAGACUGUGGAGCUACAGAUAAGGUAUCUUCUCUUUUUAGUUUUUCCUUGAGAAAGGAAGCAUCAAACCGUUUUACGUGGGAAGAAGAGCAAUGAAAUUCGAUAUCAAAUUUAAAAUGUUCAUGAUUUUAAUGUACAACAAUACAUUAUUAAUGCUCA